CCAUUCGCCAGCCAGUGUGUCUGUGUCUGUUGUGUUGUGUUGGAACAACUGUCGUCGAGGAACGACCACAGAGCCAGAGCCAGAGCCAAGCCAGAGACGGAGACGGAGAACACAAGCCAGCACACAGACAAGCAAUGGACAGCAACAAGAGCCCCGUUGCCACCGCAUCUGCUAGUGGUACCAUCAAGAAGAAACCGCGCACCCAGGACAAGCCCACCAAGUCCAAAGGCCGCAUGCCAACACCGCCGCCUGGCCUGACGGAGCGUCAGCUCACCGCAUGGUUCAAGAAGCAGAACGAGAAGCGCACAGCCCUCGACAAUGUCUUCAAGCGCAACCGCCAUGGUGAAACAGCGCUCCACCGUGCCGCCAUCAAGAACGACCUUGAGUUUGCGCAAGAGCUGCUCGAUCACGGCGCCCCAAUUGAUGCAAAGGACAAUGCAGGAUGGACACCGCUGCAUGAGGCCUGCAAUCACGGCCACCUUGAACUUGCAGAGCUCCUGCUGAAAGCAAACGCCAACGUGGAUGCGAAAGGGUUUGAGGACAUCACGCCCCUGCAUGACGCAGCCAUGAACGGUCACACGGAUGUUGUGAAACUCCUCGUCAAGCACGGUGCCGAUCCGACGCUGGAGAACAAGGACGGGCAGACGGCCAUCGAUCUUGCAGAUGAAGAAGAAGACCUGAGGGAUCUGCUCAUCUCUGUUGCCCGGGCCAAAGGCAAAGACUUUACCAUCUCGUCUCCUGAGCAAAGGUCGUUGACGCCGGAGAAUGAUGACGAGUGUGUCGCAGCAUCGCCAUCGACACUGUUGACAACACCGGACAAGGCGUCCACCACCACCACCACCACGCAGUCGUCAUCGCCACAGCGGCAGAUGGGCAGCAGCGGAAGCGCAGACACAUCGUUCGGCCCACCAAGCAAGAAGGCGGCUGGCGUGACACCACCAUCUUCGUCACACCCACAACACGCACAAGAGCAACACCACCACCACCACCACCAGGCAGAUGAGACGCCGACAUUCACACAGGCGCCGCCCAAGGACGCGCGCACGAUCCAUCUUCCCCGCCGCAGCAACAAGGCAUCACGCUCGCUCGAGCAGCAGCUGGGAUCGGCUGUCGACACGCACGAACAGCAGCAGCAGCAGCAGUCGUCCCACCUGCACGUGCUGAAGCCAAAAGUGGUCGUGUUGGCGAAGAGGAAGCAAGGUGAGACGGCAACAACAACAGCAGCAGCGGCGGCGGCAAGCAGUGCUGGUCGCACACACGCGCGCACCAGGCACAACCUGAGGGCACAGGACGAGGUCACGAUGCACAUGCACGACGACGAUGUCGAUGAUGAUUAUGACAUCGCUGACGAUGAUGAUGAUGAUGAGGAAGAAGAGUUUGAUGAUGCACAGAGCGUGGAGAUGGUGCAAGGAGUGUUUACCGAUGAUGAGGUUGCCAUUGGCAGUGAGCGCAAGGACAGGGCCCGUGCACCCAUGAAUCGUGAUGCUGAGCAGCCCUCGCAUGAUGAGGUGGAUGUGUCCGACCGUGAACCAAGCAGUGGUGGCACGUCGGGCCGCAGCUCGCCUUCCCAAUCGGGAAAGCGGCGCCACGAACCGGACUCGGAGUCCAGCAAGGUCACCAUCAUGAGUGGACUGCAUGGCAUCAAGCAUUUCAUUCUCCGAACGAAGGACCUCAUCAAGCGCAGCAUUCUCCCUGAAACGGGUCGCCCUGCUGCGGAGCACACGCGUCUGCCGCCUCGCUAUGUGAUGAGCUACUUCCCUGUCGCCGCUGAGACGUUUCUGGCGUACAACCCCAAGACGAGCGCAAUGGCGGCUGCACAGCAGGAGCUGGAGGAGGAAGUGGUUCCACCCGGUCUCCCAGAGACCAAGCACACCCGUCACGUCAAGCAGGUGAAAGAGCGCAACCGCCUGCGCCUGACAUAUGCGCGGGAUUUGGAUCGGGUGCGCGGAACAUAUGAACGCGAUGUUCUUGCUGUCAUUCGCGCAAUCCACGAGUUUGAGGAGUAUGGCAAGAUGGACUGGAACAUGGUGCCGUCGUUCUGCUGGGAGAUCCGGGAGGAGGACCGCGUUAUUGACAUUCAAGCGACAAUCGCUGCCGUUACCCGCAAGCACCAAGAGCUGCUGGAUGCGACGUUUGGGCACAACCACGCACGUGCAGUCACGCUGUACGACUGCCAGUGCAUGGGCUGGCCAGCGGCGUUUGUGUCGUGCAUCUGUCAGGUCGACAUUCGGAGACACGUGCUCGCCAUGCCCUGACCUCGCGCCAUCCAUGCCUGGGACGGCUGACGACUGCUGACCUGACGUGAUGUGACGUGUUGUGGUGAUGUGAUUAUGCGACGUGAUUGUGCGAAAACUUGUGAGUGAUUGUUUGUCGAGUCGAGAUUCCCACGACCAGCAUCGUCAUUCCUGUCGUCACCUCUCACGUGCAUCGCACCUGUAGAGAUCAACAGGUUGUGUCGUUUGUUGGGCGCUCUGCAACCCCCCUCCCCUCUCUUGACCUUGUCUUCCCCUUCAUCCUCAACUCCACCACGAUUGAUUUGUUCAUGCCCACUACUGCUUGAUUGAACUGUUGCGUUUUAGUCGCCAUUACACCGAAAUACCAAGCGAAAAC
Salpingoeca rosetta is the source of this 2610-nucleotide messenger RNA. RefSeq lists its product as uncharacterized. Gene Ontology annotation, cellular component: nucleoplasm. Bases 135 to 2255 code for a protein of 706 amino acids. The transcript is spliced from 15 exons. The record is from RefSeq and is a predicted model, not a curated record. Gene Ontology annotation, molecular function: protein binding. Lineage: Eukaryota; Choanoflagellata; Craspedida; Salpingoecidae.